AUGGCGGCUGAAGGUGAGAGCAUGGGUGAGAAGGGGAGGUGUGUGAGGUGCAGGGAAUGGCAGGAGCACUACUACUGGGAGCACAUGGAUGUCAGCAACAUCAAGUUCUUCAAGAUCAUGACAGCAGACUAUCAGCAGCGCAUUAGCAUCCCGGAGAACAUCGCCAACAAGUUCACCGAGCAGAUCGCAAAGGGAGCCUUCACCCUCAAGGCACCCAGCGGCGAUACAUGGUGCGUCGAUGUGGGGAAGAUCGCCGGCGAGUUGUUUUUCAUGUCAGGAUGGGAGGAAUUUGCCAAGGCCCAGGGACUGCAGGAGAAUGACCUCCUGUUCUUCAAAUGCAGUGACAGUGGUUCCUUUGAUGUGCUCAUCUUCGACUCGAGCGGCUCCGAGAAAGUGCCAUGUUUCUUCACCGACAAAGAGCGUGCCAAAAUGCUCAAACAGUUUGACGACAUUGUGGCUCAGGAAGCUGAAGUACACGGUCUUUUGAGCGAUGCUGGCAAUGCUAUCAUGCGGCUGUCCCAGCCGGUUGGGUCUCCACACACGACCUCUACUUCAGAGAAACCAGGUGAAGAGAAUGAAUCUCCAAACAACAGGGACCCUCAAGUUAAGUGUGGGGUGACCGAGGAAGAAGAGCAAAGUGAUGAUGAGCAAAAUGACAGCUCUGACUACUACUACUACUCAAGGUUUGCAAGUUACCUAACUGUGGACGAACGGGAGCAGAUAUUCGGCUUGGCAUCGAUUCAACAAGGAAACCCGGUUUAUGUGGUUGUCCUGCAGAAAUCUCAUGUUCGUCGUUCGAACAACAUCCUGGUCAUCCCCAGCAAGUUUGCAACUGAUCAUCUCGCGAGGAAGUCACAUGACAUACUGCUUCUGAAGCCAAACAGAAAAGAGCAGUGGUAUGUCAAGUACUACUACCACGCAAAAGUCACCCGAGGCAUCAACGGCGUGCGCUGGGCCAAGUUUGUCCGUGACAACAGGCUGCGGGAGGGCGACAUCUGCAUCUUCGAGCUGAUGAAAGGCAUAAGGAAGGUGACGAUGACAGUUCAUGUCACUCGGAAGGUCGAUGAUGGCCGGUUUGUUCUGCUGGCCUAG
Lolium rigidum is the source of this 1092-nucleotide messenger RNA. Its product is annotated as B3 domain-containing protein LOC_Os12g40090-like. The record is from RefSeq and is a predicted model, not a curated record. The transcript is spliced from 4 exons. Lineage: Eukaryota; Viridiplantae; Streptophyta; Magnoliopsida; Poales; Poaceae. Bases 1 to 1092 code for a protein of 363 amino acids. Gene Ontology annotation, molecular function: DNA binding.